AUGACAAUUCUAAUUUUUUUAUUAUGUCGAUAUAUAUGUGCUGGACCAUUCCUACCAUUAUCAUGUCAACUGUUUUCAUUAAAUUGUCCAAAGGCCAGCGAUACACUUCAUGGAUUUGUAGAAGCGGAAUUUACCGAGAUUAAAAAUAUCUUUAGCAAGAAUAUUGAAAGUGGAUUGGAAAUAGGUGCAAGUGUUUCGAUUUAUUAUGAGAAUAAGUUGGUAGUAGAUUUAAUGGGAGGUUUCGCGGAUUGGGAUACCGGAAAACCUUACGAUGAGAAUACUUUACAAUUAACGUUCAGCAGCGUAAAGGUAUUGACAAGUUUUGUGGUUGCCAGAUUAGUCGAACAAGGAAUUCUUGAUUAUGAUGAGAAAAUUUCCACUUAUUGGCCAGAAUUCGCCCAAGGUAAUAAGGAAAAUGUUACAUUAGAACAUUUAAUGACACAUCGUGCAGGAGUUGGAUGGUUCGAUAAUCACUUAACAAAAGUCGCGGAACUUCAUGAUUUAGAUUCGUUCGCAAAAGUUCUUGAAUCUCAGCCACAUAAUUUCGGAGGAGUUCCUACCAUGUCAUAUCAUGCAUGUACGAGAGGAUAUUAUUUGAACGAAAUUGUACGUCGCAUGGAUCCAAAGCAUCGUACAAUCGGACAAAUCGUUCGAGAGGAAAUCAUGCCCCAGUAUAAUAUCGAAUAUUAUUAUUACACCUCCGAAGAUCUAUACAAGUCUCGCGUAGCACAAAUUUAUUCUUAUCCUGUUCCAAGGGUUUUAGCCAAAUUAAUCUUACCUGGAUUCAUGUUCACCAAUCCAGUACACCCAUUGUUUUUCGAGAUGAUUGCUCCCGGAACAAAAACUCACAAAACGUUAGUAAAUUCAUGCCCGAAUCAGGCUCAACCCAAAGAUUGGAAUAAAUUAGAAAUGGUUAAGCCAGAAGGUCCAUCAUAUAAUGGCAUAACAAAUUCCCGCAGUAUGGCAAAAUUAGCUGCCAUGAUGGCGAAUCAUGGUAAACCAAUUCCAGGCGAUAAAGUUGAACCUAUAUUAUUAAAAGAUGAAACCUUAGAAAAAUUCCUUGAAAGAACCCACUCAACAUAUGAUCAAUCUUUAUUAGAAGAGUUUACCAUGUCCAAAGGUGGAAUUGGAUUUUUCCGUUUACCAGGUCUUGAAGAUUAUGAAUUUCUAGGUUGGGGAGGUUCCGGUGGGAGUUUAUUAUUAUGGAACGAGGAAUUAAAAAUUGGAUUCGCUUAUUGUAUGAAUGCCUUUCACACUUCUUUACUAGGUGAUGAAAGAAGUUUGGCCAUGCUCAAAGAAACUGUACGCACUGUUUUACGGUUAAAAAAUAAUAAUCACUUUAGAGCUAAAGUUUUUUUAAGUAAUAACAAUGGUAAAAAUUCAUUCGUGCAAAAACGAAGUAAUGGAUCGAUCGAAUUUAUCAAGCAAUAUUCGCUGCGUAUUUAUACUACAAGUCAUGAUAGUAAUGCCUCCUUUGAGUACUUUUCUCGAUACUCUCAAUGUCCAUCAUAA
Funneliformis mosseae is the source of this 1512-nucleotide messenger RNA. The record is from the annotation of a GenBank genome assembly. Lineage: Eukaryota; Fungi; Glomeromycota; Glomeromycetes; Glomerales; Glomeraceae.